UUAGUAUUAUGAAUACAUGAAAGAUUUAUUUCCUGGCAGUCACGACAAAUUGUCAACCGUUCGUAUCAUUCACCAUCCUUGCCAAGACAGAACAUAUAAUUUUUUGUUUAUUCCGUCUUGAGAACAAUGUCGCGGUCAUCAGUUUCCGAGAAGUUUGAAAAAUGCUGUGGUGAUUCUGGAGAACUUAAAGAGAUUCAUAAACUGUUAACCGUCAUUACGAACAUUACCAAUCAUAUUGAAGUUCAAAACGAGACUAUCAUCAAAGAAAAUCAGAAACUUCAAGAUGAAAAUGCAAGUUUGGAGCUGCAGCUAAAAUUAUUGAUUCAGAAGAACAAAGAGAUGAAUAGCGACGUCGAGCAACUCAUUUUUCAAAAUAAGGAAUUCCGUGAAUCGCUGGACCAAUUCAAAAAUGAGAACAAUCGACUAAGAGCACAACUGAAACAACAGAACACGAAAUUACGUUUGGUCAUUGAGACACUGAAAUCGGAAAAUGCUAAACUGAGGUCGGAUAUUGACGAAGGCGUGAAAAUGCUCAAGUGGACACAGGAGGAUAAGAAGAAAAAGAAUACAUUCUGGAAAAAUUGGUGUCCGUCGGUGCAAUCUUAAGAAACAUUAGAUUUUAUCGGUUUUUAAUAAACAAUAAUUAUUCAAGUAUUUAUUUAAGUUAUAUUGGAAAUAAAUAACGUUUUAUAAUCAA
Messenger RNA from Folsomia candida, 697 nucleotides. RefSeq lists its product as uncharacterized. Lineage: Eukaryota; Metazoa; Arthropoda; Collembola; Entomobryomorpha; Isotomidae. The record is from RefSeq and is a predicted model, not a curated record. Bases 127 to 606 code for a protein of 159 amino acids. The transcript is spliced from 5 exons.